AUGAUACCUGAAUUACAUGUUUGGACAGCUGCGGUUGAACGCAGUGCCUGUACAUUAGCUGUAGCACCCUUCCAGUGCCUAGCUGCCAUGCUACCCGAAGGAAGCACGAGGGCUGGGAUAAUGCCAGGUUGCCCAAGCCUAGACAGGGGAGGUCGGAUUCGAACCACUGAUCUUCCGGUCAGCAAAUUCGCGCUCCACUUGCUUGGGCCACCUCGCCCCUUGAACAACAUUGGAAGCUGCUUCUUAAUGCUUCACUGCGGGAGACCCCAAUUGUCCUCCUGUCCAGAUGUGAGCGACCUGACAGUAUCCCAGCUCCCUAUGAAUCGCACAUAUACAAACAAGCUCAGGCCCCAUCAGCCUUCGCGUAGUGCCGUCAGCAGAGUCGCCUUACUUGCUGCAUACAGCAGGGUAGGCAAGCGAAAGCAGUUCAGUUCGAAAACCUCGCUUCUUUCUCUUUCACACACUUUUACAAGCAAUAUUUGCGCAUCAUCUGGCGCUGACAGCCUAAGGCACUUCGAAAUCAAUGUCCAGACCUCGGCAUCCUGUCCAUCUGAAUGCUUUCAAUCCUCGCACUCUGAAACAAGCGGGACAACAAGCUGCUCUUGCUCCCACACUGAAUUCGCUUGGAAUCGAUUGAGUUAUGUAUCAGAGUCAAUAAUUCAAGAUGUAAUCACAGCUGCUGCCGCAGGAUGUGGAGAGUUCGGUAUCAUCCUAAGUCACCAGAUAGAAGGAUACGUGCUUGACUAUAUACGCGUUGAUAGUCGCCUGUAUGCAGUUCGUCUGGCAACGUCCUUGAAAGUCUCACAAGUGGGAUAUUGA
Messenger RNA from Opisthorchis viverrini, 819 nucleotides. RefSeq lists its product as hypothetical. Bases 1 to 819 code for a protein of 272 amino acids. The transcript is spliced from 5 exons. NCBI's taxonomy places the organism in Eukaryota, Metazoa, Platyhelminthes, Trematoda, Opisthorchiida, Opisthorchiidae. The record is from RefSeq and is a predicted model, not a curated record.